This is a messenger RNA of Elephantulus edwardii (Cape elephant shrew), 4419 nucleotides long. It is a transcript of the gene FBXW10, whose product is annotated as F-box and WD repeat domain containing 10. Lineage: Eukaryota; Metazoa; Chordata; Mammalia; Macroscelidea; Macroscelididae. The transcript has 18 exons. The record is from RefSeq and is a predicted model, not a curated record. The coding region runs from base 34 to 4419 and encodes 1461 amino acids. Gene Ontology annotation, molecular function: zinc ion binding; protein binding.
GCAGAGGACCGAGGGCUGAGGCAGAGCCACCUGAUGGCUGAGUUUGAUUUGAUGGCUCCAGGGCCACUGCCCGGGGUCGUGGGUCACACCCUGACCCCUCUCAGCUCAGACUUUGGGUCAGCCCGUCCAGCCGAAGAGGAGUGGAAGUCUCUGGGGGCUGUGGAAGGGCAGACUGAGGGACAGGACCUUGGUACUGCAGAGCUGGAGACGCCAGGUGGUAAAGACGAGGACGAGGGGGAAGGCCAGGAGGAGAUCCUGUGUGACUUCUGCCUGGGGGCCAGCAGGGUGGCGGCGGUGAAGUCCUGCCUGACGUGUAUGGUGAAUUACUGCGAGGAGCACCUGCGGCCGCACCAGGAGAACAGCAAGCUGCACAGCCACCAGCUGACCGAGCCCAUGCGGGACCUGGACCAGCGCAUCUGCCCUGCCCACCACCGCACUCUGGUGGCCUUCUGCCACUCCGACCAGCAGUGCAUCUGUGAGGAGUGCAGCCAGAAUGAGCACAAGGACCACGCUGCUGUCUCCCUGGAUGCAGCGCGCAGGGACAAGGAGGCUGAACUUCGGUGCAUCCAGCUGGACCUGGAGCAGAAACUCAGGUUAAAUAAAGAUGCCAUUGACAGACUACAAGCAAACCAUAAGUCUGUUUUGGUGUCAGUCUCAGAGGUGAAGGUGGUGGCUGAGGAGCAGUUCGGGGAACUCCUGGCUGCAGUGCGGAAGGCCCAAGCUGACGUGAUGCUCUUCUUGGAAGAGAAGGAGCAAGCUGCCCUGAGUCAGUCCAAUGGCAUCAAGGCCCACCUGGAGCACAGGAAUGCGGAAAUGGAGAAAAGCAGGCAGGAGCUGGAGCGGGUGGCUGCCAUCAGCAACAGCGUCCUGUUCCUGGAGGAGUACUGCAAGUUUAAGAAUACGGAGGACAGUGCCUUCCCGAGUGUUUACAUUAGACUCAAGGACAAGCUCUCUGGCAUCCGCAAGGUUAUCACAGACUCCACUGGGCACUUGAUCCAGCUACUGCAGAACCAGAAGGAGAAGCUUCAGGAGUUUGCCAAGGAAGAGGAGUAUGACAUCAGCACUCAGGUGUCAGCUGUCAUGCAGCGCAAAUACCGGAUCUCAAGACCUGAGCCCAGCAACAGAGAAGAGUUCCUCCAGUAUGCCUAUAAUAUCACGUUUGACCCGGACACUGCUCACAGGUACCUCCGGCUCCAGGAGGACAACCGCAAGGUCACCAACACCACGCCCUGGGAGCACCCUUACCCAGAGCACCCCGGCAGGUUCGUGCACUGGCGGCAGGUGUUGUCCCAACAGAGCCUGUACUUGCAUCGCUACUAUUUUGAAGUCGAAAUCUCCGGACCAGGGACCUACGUUGGACUGACCUAUAAAGGCAUAGAUAGGAAAGGGGAGGGACGCAACAGCUGCAUUUCCGGAAACAACUUCUCCUGGAGCCUCCACUGGAACGGAAAGGAGUUCCGAGCCUGGCACAGCGACACAGAGAACCCGCUCAAAGCGAGCCCUUUCCGGAGACUAGGGAUCUACAUCGACUUCCCGGGAAAGACCCUCUCCUUCUAUGGCGUGGAGCCGGGCACCAUGACGCUGGUGCACAAGUUCGAAUGCAAUUUUUCUGAGCCUGUCUACGCCGCCUUUUGGCUCUCCAAGAAGGAAAACACUAUCCGGAUUGUGGAUCUAGGAGAAGAGCCCGAGAAGGUGGCACCCACCCCCGGGGAGAACAUCCUUCAGACCAUGCAGGGGAAAGACUUCAUCUACAGCAGAUCCCGAAUCCACAUCAGCAGGAGGGAAGCAAACAGGGUGAAGCCUUCCUUGAACCAAGCACUGGACAAGACCCUGGAACUGAAGAUGAAGGAAAUCUUGGGUUGGUUUGCAAGAAGCAGCCAGGAAACUAAGGUCAAUUACACCCUCCAGCUGCUGCAGAUGUGCGAUCCCAGGCUACUACUCACUGCCAGCAAUGUGGUUAGAAUCCUGUUCCUCAAACAGCACAAAGCAAUGGAGGAGGAACAAUGGAAGAGUCCAGUUGAGGGUAUUUCUGAGAUGACUAGCACCCUCUCCAGGAAAGCAGAUAUACCUAAGACAAAUGGCAUUCCCUUUGAUCUGCUUGUCGACCUGGAUACUGUUAGAGCCCUGUCUUCAACGUUCAGUCAAUACCGAGAUUUCAUCCGACUCUUGCCUGUCCACCUCUCCAAGUACAUUCUAAAUAUGCUGGAUAAAAACACCCUAAACAGGUGUGCUUCUGUGAGCCAGCACUGGGCUAUACUGACACACGAGGUCAAGAGUGAUCGUGCCGUGCACACAUUCAUUCAGAAUCAGAUGGCUCUCUUUCAGGGGACCUACACUACGGGUAUAGAUAUUACUUAUGCCAAUAAGCUUUCUAUUCCAGUCCCUAAUGUAACAGAGGAUACGAAGCACAUACCUGUGAAAAACCAGAAGUGGAAGCUAAGAACAAUGAAUGACUACAACCUGUGGAUGGCAUACCAGAACCAGGAGACUGUGAUGGUCCAGAUGGAGGAGAGAAAUGUCUACUGCGGAACCUAUAACAUCCGCAUUCUCUCUGACAAGUGGGAUCAAAACAGAAUUAUCCACUAUUCCGGGGGAGAUUUGGUAGCUGUGUCAUCAAAUAGGAAUAUUCACCUUCUGGACAUCAUACGUUUAAAGGAGAUACCUAUUAAGUUCCGAGGACACACUGGAAGCAUCCACGCCCUCUUCUUAUGUGAGAAAGAAAACGUCCUCCUGAGCGGAAGCUAUGACCUGAGUAUCAGAUGCUGGGAUCUGAAAACUGGGAAUUUCAUACGAAUCUUCUAUGGCCACCAAGGGACAAUCAAUUGCAUAGAUUUAUGUAAGAAGAAGCUCGUAUCUGGAGGAAAGGAUUGCCAGGUGAAAGUGUGGGAUAUAGACACGGCGAAGUGCCUGAAGACCUUUAAGCACAAAGAACCCAUCUUGGCCACCAAGAUCAAUGACACCUACAUAGUGAGCAGCUGUGAGCAAGGGAUGGUCAAGGUGUGGCACAUUGCCAUGGCCCAGCUGGUAAAGACUCUCACUGGCCACGAGGGACCAGUGAAGUGCUUGUUCUUUGACGAGUGGCAUCUUCUCUCGGGAAGUAGUGAUGGCUUUGUCAUGGCCUGGAGCAUGGUGGGAAAGUAUGAGAGAUGCCUAAUGGGCUUCAAGCAUCCUAGGGAGGUACUCGAUGUGUCGCUUCUCUUCCUCCGGGUCAUCAGCGCCUGUGCAGAUGGCAAGAUCCGCAUUUAUAAUUUCUUAAAUGGGAACUGCUUGAAGGUAAUGAAAGCCAACAGCAGAGGGGACCCAGUACUAUCCUUCUUUAUUCAAGGAGACAGGAUGCUGAUCAACACAGAGAGCAAUAUCAUCAUGUUUCAGUUUGAGAAUAUAAAGUGGCAGUACUCUCAGGAUCAAGUGAAACAGAAGGAGUACAAGGAUAAAGAGGAGGAAUGGGAGGAUAGUAGUUUUGGGGAUGCUGCCUCCAGCAUUCUGACUUACAGCCGAAAGGAGUCAGCCUUAAGUAAACAAAUGGUGGUCCAGGAAGCUUUAGCUAGUAAACAGCAGAGACCUCAUAUUUCACCAAAGACAGCCGCGUUAUCUGCAGAUGAUAUGGGAAAAGUACUCAAAGAAGGACAACUGGAAUCUCCAGUAGAAUCAAUCUCUCGCCUGCAGAAAAAAGGCUGGCAUAUCUCGAUGUCACCUGACCAGUUCCUUCUGACUGUCAAUGCUCUGCAACAGACUCACAAUUCAGGGGUUUUUGCCUAUCCUCACAGGCCCCAAACUCAAGUCGUUGAUAACCGGGGACCUUCAAUUAACUUCCCGAGAAAGGUUCUCAAUUUCCAAGGAAAAUCACUCCAGGAUGCAGUCCAGAAGCUGAGAUCCAGCCACCCCUCGACAGAAAUAACACAAACCAGCACACCUCUUGAAAUCCAGAAACUGCACCUUAACCUGAAGAAUUCGUUGCACAGUUCCAGAGUCCAGUCCACAAUACCACAGCCCAUGCUUAUCCGACCCAAACUUUCUGACAUCUUCAAAGGUGAAGGCCAAAUGCCCAAGCCUCUUGAAGGAGCAGUGCACAGUCCUAGUCAGCUAACCAGCAUGCAUGUCAUUAGAACGAGACCCAUGAUUGCUCCAAGAAUGGGCACAAAGACCUUGCCUUUCAAGAAAGAACGGCCUAGUUUCUACACAACCCUCAAUCCUUUCAGAAUUAACACUGGGUUCAAGUUACUGACUAUGAAGGAGGAGAAAGAGUACAGGGAAGCCAAAGUGAAAGAAGACCAGGCCACUAAGCCCACUGUAGUAGCUGAUCCAGAGAAGGCCCGUAAAAUUGCCUGGCUCAGAAAGAUCAAAGGUUUGCCAAUAGACGAUUUCAUGAAGCAAGGAAAAACAGCAGCCCCUGAACUUGGACCAAACACGUUUAUCUGA